UUCACCCACUGGCCAAUAUCAUUGGGUGACGCGGACCGUUCGCUUUUGACCCGCAAUCUGCAGCAGCCAUUUUCACUACUUGUUGCUGGAUCCAGUAGCCUCCGGUUUCAAUUUAAGGGAAACAAUUUCGAAUAAUAAACAAGAGAGAUGGAGAAUAACGGACCUUCCGCUGGAUCGUACAAUAACUUCCGGGUUCUGUAUCUGAUCACGCAAAUGGUUGGUGCAACGAUUGUGAUCCUGGUAGGGUCCUGGAUUGGUGCCCAUCUGAAUGGCCUCGCAUGGACUUCCCAGCCUUCCGUACAGUUCAACUGGCAUCCACUGCUGAUGACCAUGGGAAUGAUCUUCCUGUACGGAAAUUCCAUUCUUAUCUAUCGAGGAUUCCGCUAUGCGCGCAAAAAGCCCUUGAAAAUCACUCAUGCCGUCAUCCAUGGAUUGGCGUUCAUUUUUACCGUAAUUGCACUGGUGGCUGCCUUCGAUUCGCAUAACUUGGCCAAUCCUCCGCGACCGAAUAUGUACACGCUACACUCGUGGGUCGGCAUGGCGGCCGUGGUCAUAUUUGGUCUUCAGUACGUAUUCGGAUUCGUUUCCUAUCUGUUUCCGGGAGUUCGAGACACACUGCGUGCCACCUACAUGCCCAUUCACGUAUUUUUCGGAGUAUUUGGUUUUGUUCUGGCCAUUACAGCUUGUCUGUUGGGACUACUGGAAAAAGCUAUUUUCUCGAUAAACAAUUAUUCCCAACUCCCACCACAGGCUGUUCUAGUUAACAUGAUCGGUUUGCUCAUGGUCGUAUACGGAUGCCUCGUGGUAUUUCUGGUCACCGAACCAAUGUACAAACGCAAACCAUUACCAGAGGACGUAAUGUUGCUGACGCACAGUGCAUCUUCCCAAUAGAUGCGGAAACCUUCCGAAUAUGCUACAGUUAUCUGAACGGUGGUGUCUAAAUAUUGUUUACAGAAAAAAAAAACGAUUGUACUUAUGAGUGCUAAGGUAUUUUUUAUUGUUACCAGUCACCGGGUAAUACUAGAAAUAGCUCAAAAUAAUACAAAUAUGUUCCAAUGCUUAGUGGUCCAAAGCGAUUCAUAUGUAAAUUAUACUCCUACACAACUAUCGAUCAUUAAUGUGAUAAGUUAUAUUAUACCAAAAAGCUAUUUCAAAAACGAUGCUAUGUAUUGUAAAUAUGAAGCCUAUAUUUAAAAUAUAAGACAAGCAUUUCCGAGCAUUUUCGGAU
Sabethes cyaneus is the source of this 1228-nucleotide messenger RNA. Its product is annotated as plasma membrane ascorbate-dependent reductase CYBRD1. The record is from RefSeq and is a predicted model, not a curated record. Gene Ontology annotation, molecular function: oxidoreductase activity. Bases 148 to 891 code for a protein of 247 amino acids. The transcript has 5 exons. Lineage: Eukaryota; Metazoa; Arthropoda; Insecta; Diptera; Culicidae.